GUCAGGGAUUACAAAAUUCACGAUCGGCCGGACAGUUGGCCGCCGAUGCCAAUGAGGCCACCGGUUUGGGCGGCGGCGGCGGCACCGGCAGCUUAAGUAUUAACAAAAGCAAUUCGUGUUCAAUGGACUGGCGCUACAUCACAGCCCGACCGGUACCCGAACGGGAAAAUUGGGACAAAAAAAUUGAAUUUCUAUUAGCAGUGAUAGGGUUUGCCGUCGACUUGGGUAAUGUCUACCGAUUCCCGUUUAUAUGCUAUCGUAAUGGUGGGGGUGCAUUUUUAAUACCAUAUGUUGUAAUGUUGAUAUUUGGUGGACUGCCAUUAUUUUAUUUGGAGCUGGCAUUGGGUCAGUACUAUAAAAGCGGUUGUAUUACUAUUUGGAAAAGUUUAUGUCCAAUAAUGAAAGGUAUUGGUUAUGCCAUAUGUUUUAUCGAUCUGUACACUGGUAUGUACUACAAUACAAUAAUAGCCUGGGCAUUCUACUACCUGUUUGCAUCGUUGGCCUCCCUGAGCACAUUUGAACUACCCUGGACCAAAUGCAAUAACACAUGGAAUACAGCCAAAUGCAAAACAAUGGAAUUUAGACGUAGUAUUAAUGGUACGAAUACUGAUGAUGUUAGUCCAGCCCAAGAAUAUUUUGAAUAUCAAGUGCUGGAAAUGCAUCGGUCGACUGGUAUCGACUCAAUUGGCCCAAUCAAGCUAUCCCUUGCAUUUUGUCUGAUGAUGGUAUUUAUUUUGGUAUAUUUUUCAUUGUGGAAAGGCGUCAAAAGUACAGGAAAGGUCGUAUGGGUUACGGCACUGAUGCCCUAUUUUGUAUUAUUCAUCCUGCUCAUUAGAGGGGUUACAUUGGAUGGAUCGAUGGACGGCAUAAAAUACUAUCUGUACCCGUCAUGGGAUCGCCUAUACGAUAUAAAUGUAUGGAUUGACGCUGCGAUGCAAAUAUUUUUUUCAUUGGGUCCCGGUUUUGGUACACUAAUGGCACUGUCGUCGUACAAUAAAUUUCAUAAUAAUUGUUAUAGAGAUGCCAUAUUAACGUCAACUAUAAACUGUUUGACCAGUUUUAUGGCCGGUUUUGUCAUAUUUUCAGUAUUGGGAUAUAUGGCCAAAAAAAUGGCCAAAGAUAUUAGCGAAGUGGCCGCUGGAGGUCCGGGACUGGUGUUUAUUGUCUAUCCCGAAGCCAUUGCCGAAAUGCACGGUUCGGUAUUUUGGUCGAUACUGUUUUUUGUUAUGCUCAUCACACUGGGCCUUGACAGUACCUUUGGCGGUUUGGAGGCAAUGAUUACCGGUUUGUGCGACGAAUUUCCAGCUCUAUUGCGGCGAAAUCGUGAAAUAUUUGUAGCAUUUAUUGUCAUAUUUAUCUAUUUAUGUGCCAUUCCUACCACUACUUAUGGUGGAAAAUAUGUGCUCGAAUUGCUUGAAAAUUAUGGCAUUUCAUUGCCCCUAUUGUUUGUAGUGUUUAUCGAAACUAUUGCCGUUUGUUGGUGUUAUGGGAGCGAAAAGUUUUCCUGUCAAAUAGAGGAAAUGUUGGGCACAAAACCGGGAAUAUUUUGGCGCAUCUGCUGGAAAUUUAUUAGUCCAUUAUUUUUAGGCUUUAUAUUUUUUGCCGCACUAUUCGAGUACAAGGAUCUGGUAAUCGGCUCCUAUGUCUACCCAAACUGGUCUAUACUGUUAGGCUGGACUAUAACACUGUCGUCGAUGACAUGCAUACCCUUAUACGCUAUCUAUAAGUAUCUAUCGCUAAGCGGCCGACCUAUUGAACGCUUUGUCAAGUCGUUUAAGCCCGAGUUGGACGUCAGCACCGGCAGCUAUGGCGGCCGUCCGGGAGGAGCGGCGACCAGUGGUGCCGAUACAGCACACGGCGUUCAACAACAACAAAACGAAAUCAACAAAUCCAUCAAAUCUAUUAUAAGUCAUGUUUAA
Molecule: messenger RNA, 1919 nt
Organism: Oppia nitens
Lineage: Eukaryota; Metazoa; Arthropoda; Arachnida; Sarcoptiformes; Oppiidae
Product: sodium-dependent serotonin transporter-like
Exons: 12
Coding region: 123-1919 (598 amino acids)
Biological process (GO): sodium ion transmembrane transport; serotonin uptake
Cellular component (GO): neuron projection; membrane
Molecular function (GO): serotonin binding; serotonin:sodium:chloride symporter activity
Source: RefSeq, a predicted model, not a curated record